Messenger RNA from Ruditapes philippinarum (Manila clam), 612 nucleotides. RefSeq lists its product as uncharacterized. The record is from RefSeq and is a predicted model, not a curated record. Lineage: Eukaryota; Metazoa; Mollusca; Bivalvia; Venerida; Veneridae. The coding region runs from base 47 to 355 and encodes 102 amino acids. The transcript has 3 exons.
AAAUGAUGUGAUUACAUUUGCAGGGCUUUGUCAUUCUUAUGAAUACAUGUGUGCCAACAAACGUUGUAUAUUCCACUCACUGAGCUGUAGCGAGUAUGACCCUUGUGGUGACCAAUCAGAUUGCCUCAUAUCUCCUGCUGCUUAUGCAGCGAUAGCUCUUGGUGGACUAUGUACACUUGGUGUAAUAAUUGUAAUAAUCUAUAUCAUCGUGAAGAGCAGGAAAGCAUCAGACUGGAGUUCUAGGGACAGACAACCGAGGAAAUUUUCACCGGCGAAGGCAUUGCAGAGCGUCCAAGCCUUUACACCAGCAACAUUGAACAUUACACCGAAAAGAAGAUGGAGCUACAAGUAUUAAAAUCAUUAUUGCCAUGUUUAUAGACAACUAAUUAAACAAUGGACAUUUUUCAAACAUCAUUAGCUAUUUUUCAGACAUUAAGGACAUAAAAACAACAACAUAAUUAAAAAACAUAAAAGAUCCGGUUACUUGCGUUUGGUUAUCUUUGUACAGACUAAAGCAAGAAAUUGUUGCAUGAUAUAUUCACUCAUGAGCAAAGGUCAAUCACUCAGUAACUGAAAACCUACUUGAUAUAAUUGUAAUUAAACUUAGUUUAU